This is a messenger RNA of Lodderomyces margitis, 372 nucleotides long. RefSeq lists its product as uncharacterized. NCBI's taxonomy places the organism in Eukaryota, Fungi, Ascomycota, Pichiomycetes, Serinales, Debaryomycetaceae. The record is from RefSeq and is a predicted model, not a curated record. Bases 1 to 372 code for a protein of 123 amino acids. The transcript has a single exon.
AUGCCAGCCACAGCCCAACAAGUACUAGAAAAGCAAGAGAACUUGAAAUCAUCAAAUUAUUUACUCUACGAAUUGAACAAAUUAUACUACAUUUAUUUUUACUCAACCCCAUUACCAUAUUCAACUUUGGGUGAAGCCAUUGUUUUCAAUAGCAUCAUCAUAUCGUUGGCAACAUUAAUAAUCUACUAUGCAAUUUUCAUCUUGCCAUUCCAAUUACUUCAAUCAAGUGAAAAAGUAUACUACUAUAUGACUGGUCAUUCAAUUACCUUUGAUGUUUUACAAAUUAUUCAUACAAUUUUCUAUUUGAACGGUGAUAAUUCAACUUUUGUUAUUAAUAGUUGGUCAGAUUUGCCUAAAAUUAUAAGGAUUUAG